Gossypium raimondii (Peruvian cotton) is the source of this 3605-nucleotide messenger RNA. Its product is annotated as ethylene-overproduction protein 1. Lineage: Eukaryota; Viridiplantae; Streptophyta; Magnoliopsida; Malvales; Malvaceae. The record is from RefSeq and is a predicted model, not a curated record. The transcript is spliced from 4 exons. Gene Ontology annotation, biological process: negative regulation of ethylene-activated signaling pathway. Gene Ontology annotation, molecular function: protein binding. The coding region runs from base 564 to 3173 and encodes 869 amino acids.
CUAAUGAAAGAGCUCACUGUUUUUCCCCAUCAGAAAGAGAGAGAAAGCUAUAAGAAUCUAUCACAUGAAAGAGAAAGCAAACUCAAAUACUAUCUCUUUCUGUUGGCUUACUUCUUUUCAUUUUAUUUCCAAAAAAAGGAAAAAGAUGCAAAAUUUUGUUUCUUUAAGUUUCUGCCCUCUCUCUAUUCUUGGUCAUUGGAGCAAAGAAAUAAGGUAAACAACAACUUGCUUAAAAAUCUCUUCUCUUUCUGUUUAAUUUGUUGAUUUUUGAGUUGGAGGCACAACCCUUUUAUGUCAAUACAAGAUAGUAUAUUCGUUUGAAGAAGUAAAGAAAAAAAACACUACCUACCAUAUGGUGCAUUUUGUAAAGAAACUGCUUAGUCUUAAGCUAAAAGGAACAUUCAAAAGCCCUCAAGUUCAUGCCUCGAGUCCACCAAAUACCACAAUUGUUAACACUAUUGGCUCUUCUUCCGUAGCUAGUAAGCUUAGUAAAUAACAAAGAUUGAGACUCAUAGGACCAAAACUCAAAUCCAGUAAGGUCUGCUGUCUCAGGAGCUAAAAUCAUGCUUCCUUUUGGACUUCCUAAAACUGACCACCUUGAACCAACCAUAGAACCUCAAUUAAAACCAAUUCAGUUGGUAGAAACCUUAGCUGAUCUUUACCGCCGCCUUGGGACUUGUUUAGAAUCAGAGAAAUCAUUGAUAUGCAUUGAGCAGUACUUGAUUUUGAGUAGCCUUGGCGAUCCUAAGUUAUUGAGAAGGUGUCUCCGUGCUGCAAGGCAACAUGCCUUUGAUGUGCACUCCAAGGUGGUUUUAUCAGCUUUGUUAAGGUAUGAGAGGAGAGAAGAUGAACAUGAUGGUGUAUCACCAAUGGAUUGCUGUAGUUUCAUUCUUGAAUGUCCUAAGGCUACUCUGGAAUCUGGGUGUGAUCUGAAUUCAAUUUAUGACCACUGCAAGUGUUAUCAAGAGUGUACUAACUCCGCUGAUGCGCAAAUCUCCAAGGAGGAUGAGCUUUUGACAUUGGAAGAAGAUAGUGAUAUCUCCUUUUGUGUUGGCAAUGAGGAGAUUGAUUGUGUUCGAUCUAAAAUUGCUGCACUUUCAACUCCUUUUAAGGCAAUGCUAUGUGGAAGUUUCAUUGAGUCAAAAAGAUCUAAAAUUGAUUUUUCACAAAAUGGGAUCUCUGUUGAGCUAAUGAAAGCUGUGGAUUUGUACAGUAGGACUAAGAGGGUGGACAUGUUUUCUCCUAAGAUUGUUCUGGAGCUCUUAUCUUUUGCAGAAAGGUUCUGUUGUGAGGAAAUGAAGUCGGCUUGCGAUAUUCAUUUGGCAACCUUUGUCAACUGUAUGGAGGAUGUUUUGGUCCUUAUUGAAUAUGGGUUAGAGGACAGGGCAAAUGUUCUAGUAGCUUCAUGUUUGCAGGUGCUGCUAAGAGAGCUCCCAAGUUCUCUUCAUAGCCCCAAAGUGAUGAGGAUAUUUUGUAGCUCUGAGGCAAGGGAGAGAUUGGCAUCAGCUGGACAUGCUUCUUUCUUGCUGUAUUAUUUCCUAAGUCAGGUGGUUAUGGAAGAGGAUAAGGUGUCAAAUACAACAGUGAUGUUGUUAGAAAGGUUGAAAGAAUGUGCCACAUUAAAGUGGCAGAAGGCUCUAGCUUUGCAUCAAUUGGGUUGCGUGUGGCUCGAGAGACUAGAGUACAAAAGUGCUCAAUGUUAUUUUGAAGCAGCUACUGAGGCAGGUCAUGUUUAUUCAUUAGCUGGUCUUGCAAGAUCUAGGUACAAGCAAGGGCAACAGCAUUCAGCCUACAAGUUGAUGAACACACUUAUCUCCGAGUAUAAAGCGGUCGGGUGGAUGUAUCAAGAACGAUCUUUGUAUAAUACUGGGGAGAAUAAGAUUGCUGAUUUGAACACUGCAACUGAAUUGGAUCCCACCCUAUCCUUCCCAUAUAAAUAUAGAGCAGUCUCAAAAGCAGAGAAGAAACAAACUAAGGAUGCUAUUUCAGAGAUUGACAGAAUCAUUCAAUUCAAGCUUGCACCAGACUGCCUUGAAUUACGGGCUUGGUUCUUCAUAGCGAUUGAGGAUUAUGGAAGUGCUUUGAGAGAUAUCAGAGCAAUGUUAACUUUGGAGCCAAGUUACAAGAUGUUCAAUGUGCGAUUAAGCGGGGAUGAUUUGAUAGAUCUCCUGAACCAUAAGGUUCAGCAAGGAAGUCAAGCUGACUGCUGGCUGCAACUUUAUGAUCAAUGGUCUUCCAUUGAUGAUAUUGGCUCUCUGGCUAUAAUUCACCAGAUGCUUGUUAAUGAUCCUUGGAAAAGUCUCCUUAGAUUUCGGCAAUCUCUUCUUCUUUUAAGGCUAAACUGUAAGAAGGCUGCUAUGCGAUGUUUGCAAUUAGCUUGUAACCUUUCAAGUUCUGAGCACGAAAAGUUAAUUUAUGAAGGAUGGAUUUUAUAUGACACCGGCCAUCGUGAAGAAGCACUUGCUAAGGCUGAGAAGUCCAUUUUGAUUCAAAGGUCGUUUGAAGCCUUUUUCCUGAAAGCUUACACAUUGUCAGAUUCAAAUCUGGAUCCUGAGUCUUCUUCUUAUGUCAUUGAACUUUUGGAGGAAGCAAUUAGAUGCCCUUCGGAUGGUCUUCGGAAAGGACAGGCACUCAACAAUUUAGGCAGUAAGUAUGUGGAUUCUGGUAAACUGGAUCAAGCUGCAAACUGCUAUAUGAAUGCCCUUGAUAUCAAACAUACAAAAGCUCAUCAAGGUUUAGCACGCGUAUACUUUUUAAGAAAUCAGCAAAAAGCUGCUUAUGCUGAGCUGUCCAAACUGAUAGAGAAGGCACAUAAUAAUGCCUCAGCAUAUGAGAACCGGUCGGAGUAUUGUGACAGUGAGAUGGCAAAGAAGGAUCUCAACAUGGCAACAGAACUGGAUCCACUCAGAACAUACCCAUUUAGCUACAGGGCAGCUGUGCUAAUGGAUGACCAAAAAGAAACUGAAGCAAUUGAAGAACUUUCAAAAGCCAUAGCUUUCAAGCCUGACCUACAAAUGCUUCACCUUCGAGCUGCAUUUUACGAGUCAAUUGGUAAUCUCAAUUCAGCUCUCUGUGAUUGUGAAGCAGCUCUCUGCUUAGAACCGGACCAUAUAGACACGCUUGAUCUGUAUAAUAGAGCACGGGACCAAGCUAUCCACCCUCAACAAAUUUAAGAGGCACUCUUGUUAUAUUUAUGAUAUACUUGAGGAGAGAGUUGUCAUUAGUAAGGAAAUGAAUCGUGGAGUCUUUCACAUAAUGUUACUUCCCUACUGAAAUGAUGGGGUUGCUAGAAUUUAUCUGCAGAUGGCCAUGAAAAAUGAAAGACGAGAAUUGCAUGUAAAUAUGAGGGGUGACAUAGAGCAAGUAGCCUAUCCAGCCUAUUCCUGGAUGUUGGUUUCGUGCGACAGAUUUAGGUCUACAAGGUAGUUGCAAAGGUUUAACCAUGCAGGUUAAAGGGUUUAACUCUGUUGUAAUCAUUCCUUAUAGAAAGAAAACUGUAUAUAUUGUACAAGUAUCAUUGGUUGGAAGACUUCUCAUCUAAGUUUACUUGUACUGUUGUACAUGAACAAUGUUAAAAUAGGUUUAAAUCUCUCUUUUAACUGUAA